Betta splendens (Siamese fighting fish) is the source of this 1863-nucleotide messenger RNA. It is a transcript of the gene rad18, whose product is annotated as RAD18 E3 ubiquitin protein ligase. NCBI's taxonomy places the organism in Eukaryota, Metazoa, Chordata, Actinopteri, Anabantiformes, Osphronemidae. The transcript has 13 exons. Gene Ontology annotation, biological process: protein monoubiquitination; DNA damage tolerance. The record is from RefSeq and is a predicted model, not a curated record. The coding region runs from base 112 to 1611 and encodes 499 amino acids. Gene Ontology annotation, cellular component: Rad6-Rad18 complex; nucleus. Gene Ontology annotation, molecular function: ubiquitin protein ligase activity; single-stranded DNA binding.
AGAUGACGUAACAUGCGUCCUGCGCUGUCUUGAGCGGGACUUUGGUUAUUGACAAAAGCAACGAAGAGUUUUGUGGCUUUUUUUUGGAAAGCUGCCUUUUAUUUACUGGCGAUGGCGUCUCAGGUCGAAGCCGAUCUACCACCCGGACUUUCGUGUCUAAAAAAUGUUGACACCCUGCUGCGGUGCCCAAUUUGCUUCGACUUCCUCAAUAUUUCAAUGAUGACUAAAUGUUCUCACAACUUUUGCUCCUUGUGCAUCAGAAAAUUUUUUUCCUAUAAGUUGCAGUGUCCAGUUUGCAACACACAAGCAACAGAACAAGACCUAAGAAACAACCGUGUUUUGGAUGAAUUGGUCGUAGGCUUUCAAGCUGCAAGGCAGCAGUUGUCAAAAGUUAACUUUGAAUCGCCGCCAAUAUCACCCAAGACCCCAGCUGCACCUCUCAAAUGUAAAACUCCCAGAGACAAAGGCCAGAAGAGCAACAGUGUUUUGAGCAACUAUUUUCAAAAGAAAUCUAAAACGUCUCCGGACAACGACGCCCGGCCGGACAGCUCCGUGUCUCGCUGUGGACAACGGGGAAAAAGGCAGAACUUAAACAAGACCCUCCUUCACUCAGCGUCUGCUCAAACUACAGUGACAGUGAAAGCAGAGCCCGUGGAUGCGGAGGAGGCGGCCGUCCAGGGCCUGGUGUCAAUCAAACAGGAGGACGCGGUUUCCUACAGCAUCGACGCCGCGGCUGAGGCGGCACCGACUGCGUCACAGUCGACAGACGUGAAGCCCGUGAUCAAAGUUGAGUGUCCCGUGUGCUCUGUAAGUGUGUCACAGCAGUUUAUCAACAAGCAUCUGGACACAUGUCUUUCCAGUGGAGAGAAGAAAGAGAGCCUGAGGAGCUCUUUUGGCAGCAGGAGGCGUCCAAUGGCCAAGCUGGUGUACAACCUGCUUUCCAUGCAGGAGCUGAAGCGCCGGCUGAAGGAAUGCCACCUCUCAAUGCAGGGUUCCAGAGAGCAGCUCGUCAAGAGACACCAGGACUUUGUCCAUAUAUACAACGCCCAGUGCGAUUCAUUAAACCCAAUGUCAGCUGAAGAUAUUGCCCGAGAGGUGGAGGCCAAUGAAAAAAUCAGGAGUCAACUACAGGGGAAAGCUAAACCAGUAAUGCUUUUCUCCAAGAAUCAGUCUGAGGAGGAGAUUGAUGAGAUGCAUUCAAAUUAUAGGAGGCAGCAUAGUAGUGACUUUUCACGCUUGAUCGCCCAAGUCCGGGGUCGCCUAGAGACCUCCAGACAGACUCGUAUUAAACAGGAAGACAUUUUAGAGCAGGGGGCUGCACGAAGAACAUGCUCUGAAGGUCAAGAUGAAGAGUCGAAGAACAUUUUAGUGAUUAAAGUGGAAGACGAAGACAGUGACGAGGAACCAUCCAUGAAACAAAUCGAGCUUUCAUCCAGCCCCACUUACAGUGAGGUGUCUGUCAGCAGCUCUAUUUCUGACAUAUUUGGUCCCGACCAGGACGAAAACCCCAAAAUCGCAGAGCGAACCUCAGGACAGAAGCGAGCGUCCAGCUCUGGAGGAGAUGCUGCAACUUCGUCUCCCGCUUCAGGAAAACGACGACGCAAGACGUGAAGGGAGCGAACUCACAGACUAGUAAACCACUGACCACGAAGCAAAGCAACACCAGAGACUAUUUUUAGGCACUUUUCUGACAUUUGCUUUCUGGAGUCGCACUGUUUACCCCAGUUUGGCCUCAGAGCGUCUGUAACGUUGUUCAGUGUGGUGAAGGUUUUCAUGUUUGCUUACAGAUGAGACAUGUUGCAAACACCCACACACUGACAUUCUUGUACACGAGUUAUUCAAUAAAAUUGUUUUAAACACAAA